Messenger RNA from Gymnodraco acuticeps, 2686 nucleotides. Its product is annotated as C-X-C chemokine receptor type 2-like. Gene Ontology annotation, cellular component: membrane. The transcript has 2 exons. The coding region runs from base 392 to 1480 and encodes 362 amino acids. Lineage: Eukaryota; Metazoa; Chordata; Actinopteri; Perciformes; Bathydraconidae. Gene Ontology annotation, biological process: neutrophil chemotaxis; G protein-coupled receptor signaling pathway; immune response. Gene Ontology annotation, molecular function: chemokine receptor activity. The record is from RefSeq and is a predicted model, not a curated record.
CACAAGAAGAACAAAAAAAAAAAAACACCUAACAAAACAAUAGCUAGGUCUUGACAACAUUUAUUCAUUUAACCAAAUAGUAUUUGAAUAUAUAAAAUGUCUUUGGAGUGGGCUAAAUCUACAGAAUAUAACACCUUAAACACAACCUUCAACUUACAUUUUUAAAUGUGUGAUCUUCUUCCUGUGAAAUGAUAUCUUCCUUUUUGAAAUCUUGAGCAAAAUCUAAGUGUGUGUGUGUGUGUGUGUGUGUGUGUGUGUGUGUGUGUGUGAGAACAGGACAAUAAGUGUGUGAUGAGUGUGUGUGAUGGGAGGAGUGUAGAGAAACUGGUUAAAGUGUGUGUUCCCAGUGCCUUUAUGACAUACUCAGAGCCUCUACACAGAACACUCCACAAUGGGUGAUCCAACCACAUUUCCCUUUGUUCUAGACUUCGGCGCCAUUUACGAUGAACUCAACUUCACAUACAUGUACAACGACUCGGAGUUCACCCUUAACCCCGACACGCAGCCCUGUGAAGCCAACUCCAUCCCAAAUGCAGCCAUGGUUGUCGUCAGCGUGUUUUACAUCCUCAUCUUCCUGUUGGCCAUUCCUGGAAACCUGGUGGUGACUCUGGUGAUCGGCCUGAGCAAGCAGUCGCUGCCCCCCUCUGACCUCUACCUCCUCCACCUGGCUGUUGCUGACCUCCUGCUGGCCUUCACCCUCCCGUUCUGGGCUACUUCCGUCACGCAGGGAUGGGUGUUCGGAGACGCCAUGUGCAAAGUCGUCACCAUCGUCCAAGAGCUGAGCUUCUACUCCAGCAUCCUCUUCCUGACUUGCAUUAGCGUGGACCGCUACAUGGUGAUCGUGCGAGCCAUGGAGGCCCGCAGGGUGAACCGGCAGCUGGUCAGCUGGGGAGUGUGUGCUGCCGUCUGGGCUGUUGGAACUCUUCUGUCUCUGCCGGGGCUUUUUAAUUCCUCCUUCAAAUCUUCUAACUUCAGUCGGAUGGAAUGUUCUGAAAAGUAUGAUCCCACUAGUGCCAACGAAUGGCGUCUGGCCACUAGAAUUCUUCGCCACACGUUGGGUUUUUUGAUCCCCCUGGCCAUCAUGCUGUCCUGCUAUGGAGUAACCAUCAAGCGCCUCCUUCACAUCCGGGGAGGGUUUCAGCGGCAGCGAGCCAUGAGAGUGAUCGUGUCUGUGGUGGUCGCUUUCCUUCUCUGUUGGACGCCGUACCACAUCGCAGUGAUGGCAGGCACCCUCUCCAGGACCAAGAUAGCGCUGUACCAGUGCUCGGCGAGGAUGGCAGUGGACCAGGCCAUGUUCGCCACCCAGAGUCUGGGGCUGCUCCACAGCUGUGUCAACCCAGUGCUCUAUGCCUUCGUGGGGGAGAAGUUCAGGAAGAGCUUUAUGCAGAUCUUGAGGAAGAUGCGCAUCCUGGAAAGAACGUCUGUGACCAGAAGCAGCAGGUCUUCAGUGUCGUCAGAACUCACCUCCACAUUUAUGUGAUAAACCCAAAGAGACACUUCGAACUAUUUACAGGAAAUAAUCUUGUCACUGCUGAACAACAAAGAACUAGUUUUGAUACCUCUCUAUUUUUAUUAAAUCUCAACAUUGGUGGACUUUUGAAACUCAAUCACUCAAAAAAAGAGAUAUAUAUUAAUACGUAUAUGUUGUCAUGCUUUGUUAUAUUUUGGACUUUUACCCUAUAUUUUAAAAAUAUUUUUUCUGUUUUACUUCUUUUUAUACAUAUUUAAAUGAGACAUCUUUGAGGGAAAUUUGGUAAAGCUGUAAACAUACAGAAAAUCUCUUUCCUCAGACAGACAUGUCUGAGGAAAGGGAUUUUCUGUAUAUUGUGAGGACAUUCUGAGGACAUUCUGUCAAGUUUCAUUUUCAUGUGUAACUAAUGCAAUGUCUCAACAUUAAGACAAAUUAUCCACAUAUGAACACUUUUAUAUGCAGCUGAUAUCUCUGGACAAAGGUAGAAUUGGACAUUGAGUUAAGAUACUUUUUUUUAAAAUAACAUAUAAAUGUGAUAUCUCAAUCCAUGAUUCCAGCUAAAAGUGUAUUGCAUCCAUUGCGUCAGAAACCUUAAACCAUACUGUACAGUACUACAGUGUAUAUAAAUUCAUACACAUGUUCAGGGUUAUUUACGUUUUUUGUAAGUAAGUCUGUUCAUUUCUUUGGUUCAGUAAGCUGAAGACAGCAGGUUUUUAUUGAGAUGCCACACAAGUUGUAAUCUUUGCAAAGUUGCAAUCAUCAUAAAUUAUUUUAAACAUAUACACUGCUCUCUGUUUCUGAAUAUUAUAUAACUCUUUUGAGUCACCUUAUAUGUCCCAAAGCUGAUAAGACGAGUAAUGUGUUUUAAAAAAAAAAUAUAUAUUUAUAGCCACAGCCAAAGCUGCUAGUUCGGAAAAGUAGAUGUCGUGGUGAAUGCAGAAGCAACACUGAAGCAAUCAUUUUAAGUCAGAGAGGCAAGAUUUGCUGCUCUAUAUGGGGAAAAAUAAUCUUUAAAAAGCACUGAUUGGUUACGAAAUGAUACUAGGGAAGUUCAGCUGACAGGCACCACCGCUAAUUUAAAAGCAGAACAAUAUUUUUGCUGUAGCCUGGCUAAUGCAUUUGUUACACAUUUAAUUAAGGAAACUACAUUUUGUAUAGAAAUAAUUUCAAAUGUUCUUCUAUGAAAGAUAUUGACAUUAAUAAACAUAUGUUAUA